AUGCGGCUCUUGCGGUACAGUGAAAGGGGAGAGCUUAGCAUCCACAGCUUCGACGAUGGCGACAUACCCCCCUACGCGAUACUCUCACACACCUGGGGCGCAGAUGACGACGAGGUGACCUUUGCGGACCUCCAGGCAGGCGGUGGCAAGACAAAGCUAGGCUAUAAGAAGAUCGUCUUCUGCGGAGAACAAGCACAGCAAGAUAAUCUACAAUACUUUUGGAUUGACACGUGUUGCAUUGACAAGGUCAACAAGGCUGAACUCGCCUUCUCUAUCCGAUCGAUGUUUCGCUGGUACCGUAACGCAACCAGAUGCUAUGCCUAUCUGUCAGAUGUUUGGAAGAGGAAGAGGAAAGCUUGUGAUAGAGCCAGUGAGCUUAGCUGGGAGCCUGCUUUUAAGCUAAGUCAGUGGUUUACGCGGGGCUGGACGUUUCAAGAGCUUCUCGCUCCUACCAUAGUCGAGUUCUUCUCGCAAGAAGGAGAGAGCCUUGGUAGCAAGACAUCCCUGCAGACGAUGAUUCACGAGAUAACUAACAUUCCGUCCGAAGUGCUCAACGGGACCCCACUCUCUCGAUUCAGCGUCAACGAGCGGUUAAGGUGGGCAGAAGGACGGACGACUAGGCGCGUCGAGGACAGAGCAUACUGCUUACAAGGCAUCCUUAAUGUUGAGCUAGCGCCGGUAUAUGGCGAGGGCGAGGCCGGCGCAUUCAAGCGUUUGACAGGCGAGGUCGACAAGUUGGAACGAUGCAUUCAAGACAUACGCCAAACAGAUCCCUGCGACGACAAGAAGCGCAUUGAGGACACCAAAGGUGGACUACUAGCAGACUCCUACCGUUGGAUUCUUGACAACACCACAUUCAAGCAGUGGUAUGAUGACCAACACAGCCGACUGCUCUGGGUGAAAGGCGAUCCUGGUAAAGGCAAGACAAUGCUGUUGUGUGGUAUUAUCGACGAACUGCAAAACUCUUUACCUCAGACUGCCCUUCUAUCGUACUUCUUCUGCCAAGCGACAGACUCGCGUAUCAAUAGUGCCACAGCUGUGCUGCGGGGCUUGUUGUAUAUGCUCGUGGACCAGCAACCAUUACUUGCAGUUCAUGUUCGCAAGAAGCACGAUCGCGCAGGCAGAAAUCUGUUCAAUGACGCUAACGCCUGGGUCGCCCUAACGGAGAUCUUUCCCGCCGUACUACAAGAUGUAAGCCUUGGCACAACGUACCUAAUUAUUGACGCGCUCGACGAAUGCGUAACAGACUUAUCAAAGUUGCUCCGCUUUAUCGAAAAGCAGUCAUCUACGUUCUCUCGCCUAGCGCAAGAGAAGCGCUACACGCCAGUAGUGCAAUAUGCGGUGCUUCAGCACUUGACAUCCAACGCGAACGACACCUUUCUCUGGGUCGCGUUGGUGUGUCAAGACCUUAAAGUGACGCCAAAGUGGAACGUGCUCAAGAAGCUUGCCCAGUUCCCGCCUGGGCUGGACUCUUUGUACAGUCGGAUGCUGCAGCAGAUAAGUGAAUCUGGUAGCGCAGAUAUGUGUAUGCGGGUGCUAGCAGUGACUGCUGUCCUGUAUCGACCCGUCACAGUCGCUGAGCUAGUUGUGCUCACUGAGCAGCUUAUAGACUUUGUUGAUGACCUAGACUCUGUGCAUGAGAUUAUCGGUCUAUGCGGAUCGUUUCUCACGCUACGCGAUGACAUAGUCUACUUUGUGCACCAGUCAGCUAAGGACUUCCUCACAAAAGCGUCAAACGAGGUCUUUCCAGAUGGUAUAGAACAUGUCCAUCAAACCAUUUUUGCAAAAUCACUUACUAUUCUGCAUAAAGAACUUUAUAGAGAUAUGUAUAACCUUCAAGCGCCAGAAUGUUUUAUAGGGGACGUUAGGCCCCCUCAUAAUAAUCCUCUAGCUGUAUCGCGCUACCCAUGUGUGUACUGGAUUGACCACUUCUGCGACUCAAAAUACAAGACACCAGCAUAUAGCGCUACUAUAUGCACGUUUCUUGAGCAGCAAUAUCUCUACUGGCUAGAAGCGCUCAGCUUGUGCAAAAGCAUGGCCAAAGGGGUGGUCUCAAUGACAAAACUGUGGCAUGCAGUCCAGGAACUUGGAGACACAUAUGCAUUAAAUGAUAUUGUGUAUGACGCACGACGUUUUAUUAUGUAUCAUAAAGAGACAAUCGAGAACUAUCGUUUACAAGCCUAUGCAUCUGCUCUGCUGUUCAGUCCAGCAGACAGCAUAGUAAGAAGGCUGUUUCAGCACGAAGCGCUAAGGGGAGUAACCGUUAAGCCAGCUAUAAGCAACGGCUGGAGUGUGUGCCUGCAAACACUCGGAGACCAUGGAAGUGCUGUUGCCUCAGUGGCGUUCUCGCACGACUCGACCCGGUUAGCAUCAGCGUUAGGCGAUACGACUAUCAAGAUCUGGGACGCAAACAGCUGGACAUGUAUGCACACACUCGAGGGCCAUAACGGUGUUGUUUACUCGGUAGCCUUCUCGCAUGACUCGACUCGGCUAGCGUCAGCAUCAAGCGACAGGACUGUCAAGAUCUGGGACAUGCGCAGCAGGACAUGUGUGGAGACGCUUGAAAGCCAUGACGGUGAUGUUUUAUCAGUGGCCUUCUCGCAUGACUCGACCCAGUUAGCAUCAGCCUUCGACAUCGGUAUACCUCUCUCACACAUGUCUUUCGAUUCUACUGGUACUUUGCUCCAUACAGAAGUAGGCACUAUCACUACAUCUAGCUCCCAGAUUACGGACCGUAUCGGCGUUGCAGCAUCAAAACUACAAUACCAGGGUGCUGGUAUAAGUCUAGAUCGCAACUGGGUUGUGUGCAAUGGUAGGAGUGUAUUAUGGAUACCCUUCGAGUAUCGACCAUCAAGCUUGGCUGUGAGUGAAACCCAAGUAGGGAUGGGAGUAGGAUCAGGAAGAGUCUGGCUUUGUCAAGUGGUCUAG
Messenger RNA from Bipolaris zeicola 26-R-13, 2928 nucleotides. RefSeq lists its product as uncharacterized. The coding region runs from base 1 to 2928 and encodes 975 amino acids. The record is from RefSeq and is a predicted model, not a curated record. Lineage: Eukaryota; Fungi; Ascomycota; Dothideomycetes; Pleosporales; Pleosporaceae. Gene Ontology annotation, molecular function: protein binding. The transcript is spliced from 4 exons.